Erpetoichthys calabaricus (reedfish) is the source of this 1324-nucleotide messenger RNA. Its product is annotated as gastrula zinc finger protein XlCGF8.2DB-like. The record is from RefSeq and is a predicted model, not a curated record. Gene Ontology annotation, biological process: regulation of transcription by RNA polymerase II. NCBI's taxonomy places the organism in Eukaryota, Metazoa, Chordata, Cladistia, Polypteriformes, Polypteridae. Gene Ontology annotation, cellular component: nucleus. The transcript is spliced from 3 exons. The coding region runs from base 149 to 1324 and encodes 391 amino acids. Gene Ontology annotation, molecular function: DNA-binding transcription factor activity, RNA polymerase II-specific; RNA polymerase II cis-regulatory region sequence-specific DNA binding.
GAAAGCGGCCGAUACGGAAGUCGGCGCGCGCUUUUCGCUUGUAUGCAGCAAACCGAAGCAGGCUGCUGAGUAGGUCGGGAUUAAAAAGUAUCACAUCGCACACAGGGUGAAGAGAAAAAGAAAAAGCUGAUGUUUACCGGACAUCUCAAUGGAUGUGAAACAGGAGAGCUGUGAUGUGGACAGAUAUAUCAUGGAUAUUAAGGAGGAGGACUGCGAGUUGGAGUCCAUCUACCUUAAACAGGAAAGUCUGAGCAUCAAGGAGGAGAACAGUGAACUGCAGUCAGUGGGCAUUAAAGAAGAAGCUGAAGAGAAGUCUGUCAGUAUUGAGACGAUUAACCAUACAAAUCUGGACAGUGCAAAAGAAGACAACCUUCAUGAAGGAUGUCAAGAUGGAGUGGUGACCUGUUUAGACUCUUCUCAAAGCAGACAAUGUUCAUCUCCAGAGCCUUCUGUCAAUGUGAAGACUGAACCAUUACAGUCUAAACCAAAGAGGACUGAUAAAACUAUAUCGGUUAGAGCUCAGGAAAAUCGUCCACCAUCUACAAAGAAGUCUGGAAAAAGAAACAAAGAUCAGUGCAGUUUGGAAUCUGGAAAAGAAUUCUCUGGCAGAAGUGCUCUUCAGAUCCACACUGAAAUUCACACUGGAGAGAAGCCAUAUUGCUGUAAUGAAUGUGGUAAACGUUUUUCACGUAUAAACAGUCUAAAUGACCACACUAGAGUUCACACCGGUGAGAAGCCAUAUUGCUGUAAUGAAUGUGGUAAACAUUUUUCACGUAUAAACAGUCUGAAUGACCACACUAUAGUUCACACGGGAGAGAAGCCGUAUUGCUGUACUGAAUGUGGUAAACAGUUUUCACGAAUGAGCAAUCUUCAGAGACACACGAGAGUUCACACCGGUGAGAAGCCAUAUUGCUGUACUGAAUGUGGUAAACAGUUUUCACAUAUAAACAGUCUGAAUGACCACACUAGAGUUCACACGGGAGAGAAGCCGUAUUGCUGUACUGAAUGUGGUAAACAGUUUUCACAAAUGAGCCAUCUCCAGAGACACACUAGAGUUCACACCGGAGAGAAGCCGUAUUGCUGUAGUGAAUGUGGUAAACCGUUUUCAGAAUUAGGCAAUCUUCACAAGCACAUUAGAGUUCACACCGGUGAGAAGCCGUAUUGCUGUAAUGAAUGUGGUAAACAGUUUUCACAAAUGAUCAGUCUUCAGAAACACACUAGAGUUCACAACAGAAUAAAAAGGGUAGCAGUUCAAAAAUCAGUCCAGAAAAAUAAGCACCCUUCAGGACUUGAGGGUGAGGUUCACUUCUGUCUUGAAAAGUAA